UCAACAAACAACAGGUGGGUACAAAACUACUAUAGUUAAAAGUAGUAAACUACCACAGAUUAUAUUAUGAAAAUUUCGUAUAAUCUGUGAAAUUUGUAGAUUGAACUGACGUGCGGCGUACCGGCGUCUCGCGUUCAGCACCUGAGUCUCAUACUCUAUACAUAUUUCGUUUUUACUUGUGGCUUGCAUGACGAUUGACGAGCACCUUACGAAGUAAAUGUUUUUUCAUCACGGUUACUUAUCGCUAGUUUGUUAUAAUAGUUGUUACUUCCUACUUGUUUGCGGGGUCGUUAUUCGUGCGCCAUCUUGUAUACUACUAAUGUUACUGAUUUAAACUAAAUCGUCGGCUUGCCAGUAACAUCACAGAAUAAUUUAUUCCGUGGCACAGACUUCUGACUAUACUACACUAUAUGAUAGUCAACGCGGACAUCCUUUAACGUUAAUUUUCGUUAAAAGUCUCGAGUCACCAUUUCGAGUUUUCGUUGACUUACGCGUAGAAAGCAUUCUACAAUUUACUGUCUCUACUGUACGUCUGGAGCCGAAAUUUUAGAUAUGUACAACUUACCGAGCCUGGUAAAAACAGCUUAUUACGCCUGCAACAGGGCCGAGCGUAACAAAUUCGACUUGGCGGAAGCACCGGACGUCGACUUGCGAUAUUGUUGCGAGUCGCUUUUCGAAUUCUUAAAAAUCAACAAGAACCUAGACGAGGGCGACGGUAGGCGCACCAUGUACAGCCGGUCGCAGUUCGAAGUCGCAGACAAGAGGUUUAAAUACGUUUGCGAAGAAGCAGCGUUGCAUGGGCACAUCGAUUGCCUGAAACUCGCCCACGAGAUUGGUCUCCCGUGGGACGUUACGACGUGCAACAACGCUGCAUUGAAUGGUCACUACGAAUGUUUGAGAUACGCAGGGAUAAACGGGUGUCAGUGGGGUUUUGACACGUGCAGCAACGCUGCCUUGAAUGGUCAUCUGAAGUGCUUGAAGUAUUUAAGGAGGCACCGUUGCCCGUGGAACCAGGCAACGUGCAGCAGCGCUGCAUUGAACGGGCACUUGAACUGCCUGGUCUAUGCGCGGAGACACCGUUGCCGCUGGAACCAGGCGACGUGUAGCAAUGCUGCGUUAAAUGGUCAUCUGGAUUGCCUGGCGUACGCACGGGAGAACUAUUGCCCGUGGAAUGUGGACACGUGGAGCAGUGCCGCAUCCAAUGGUCACCAGGCCUGCCUGGCUUAUGCGAGUGAAAACGGGUGCCCAAGACCGUCGGGUGAACCCCAGCCAAAAAAAUAUUGGGAUUAUGGUGUUGUUUUAGUUAAAUAAAAUAACAAUAGGAACCUACUACUUAGACUACGCUAAUUCCAACAAUAUGUAGCAACUCGAUUUGCAUUCCGACAAAAUAUUCUAAUUUUUCUCAGCAUGUACGAGGGAAUGAUUGAGCCAUAUCUUCACAAUUGACACUAGUUUCAACAUUCAAUGGUUUCUACUUGUUGUAUCAGUAAUUAAAAAGUAAUUAAUUUCAAUUUGCUAACAUUUUUAAAAUUUGAAGUCAGGAAAAACGAUUAGUUGUCAUAUAAAACUAUUAAUUGAGUAAGGGCCUGUUUUACAAUCAUAGUUUAAACUUCGGUUACGCCUAACCCACUGAUUUAACCGGCCGAAUUCGGUGGUUUAACCUUAGUUUAACGAUUGUAAUACGAGACCUAAGUAAGUGGACGGUAGGUAGGUAUGUAAUAAAAAAAUUAAGAUAAAACUGCAUAUUUAAUGCAUAAUCAAUCAAAAUAACUUGAUAAUAAAUUUCCUAUGGGCGACAUCCCUUUUUUGGAUACCAAUUUACCUAGAUUCAAAUUAUUGCCUACUAGAAAGUAAUUUUUAAAAUUUCAUAAAUAUUUGAGCAAUGGCAAUUCCAAGGGUUGUGGCAAAGGGGGAAUUUGCCCCCCAAUCAUCGUAGUUUCCCUUUGUUCUUUACUGUGUUUAGCCAAUUUUGUAUUUUUUGUACUUUUGCCCCCCUCCCAAAUUAAGCCCUGGAUCCGUCACUGUAUUUAAGGCCAUGGUCUACAGAAAAAAAAAUUAUAUACCUAUACAUAAAACAUUUUUUUUUUAUGUAAAAGUACAAUAAACUUAGUUAUUGAAAACCCUAUUUAAAAAAAAUUUUAAUUAAUUAUAUUAUAAAGAUAAUUAUUGCAAUAACAGGUAUAUCAUUAUCUUUUUUUUUUAUAAAGAAUUCUAUUUUUAAAUUUUAGAUAUUUGAAUUUUUUUUUUGUUAUAACAAUUUAUUGUAGUUCCUCACGAUAAUUUAAGCAUAAAAUAUGUAAUUAUGUACAAGUUACAAAAACUAAAAUGUCAGGAACUUUAUGAUUUUUCAUAUUAUGUUAAGUUAUAAGUGUUUUAAGAUGGACAUCUUACACACUGGUAACAGCCAACAAGUGAUAUGAUAACCAAGUCAAAAAUUCUAAAUAUGUAUUAUUCACGGACUAAGAUAGAAUGGACUGAAACAAAAGCCUAAUCACUGAAUCGCUUAAGGUUACAAGGCCUUUACAGGGGGAAUGGGGCAAGUGUAAAUCUAGCACUACCUAUAUUUGUUUAUCUAAUUUAUAUGAUGAAUUUAGGUAGUGUAGAUUCGUACUAACCCCA
Messenger RNA from Metopolophium dirhodum (rose-grain aphid), 2619 nucleotides. RefSeq lists its product as uncharacterized. Lineage: Eukaryota; Metazoa; Arthropoda; Insecta; Hemiptera; Aphididae. The transcript has 3 exons. Bases 553 to 1311 code for a protein of 252 amino acids. The record is from RefSeq and is a predicted model, not a curated record.